AUGGAGGAAACCUUUUUUCUUCAAAACUUUGAAAACAUCAACGAGGAGAGUAUCCCCGCACCGCUCAUCCACCACUCGGCGGACUGCCGGGAGGUUAACUCUACGCGGGGAAAGUCACGGGCAGGGACACAAUCGGGGCAACGUCACUCAAAUGAAGACCUAGCAGAGGGCCAAAGGGACGACCCCACCUCCCGAAAAGACAACUACCUCUGCAUCAACGCGAACGCCUUCAAUGGAAAGUGCUACCGCAAUCAGAUCCCCAUCCUGGACGACAUCCACCUGCACUUCACCCUGGGGGAGUCCCUGGCCUACCUCCUCAACGCAUACCUGCGGAAGGGGCUCAUCCAGCGACCCCUGUACAACAAACUGGUGCACUCUUUCCAAGUGGCCAUCAUCGGGACGCUGCGCCAACUGAAAGAAUCCAGAGGCAGCAAGUGGACCAUCAAGGGAAAACUCAUCAACUUUAAAAAGGAAAACAACAUCCAGCUGUUCUACGUGGAAAACGCCGUGCUAUCCUUCGGAAAAUUUGUCUUACAUGUCCCUCUGCUUAAAAUGAAGUCGAUCGAUUUGUAG
Messenger RNA from Plasmodium coatneyi, 573 nucleotides. RefSeq lists its product as uncharacterized. The coding region runs from base 1 to 573 and encodes 190 amino acids. The record is from RefSeq and is a predicted model, not a curated record. Lineage: Eukaryota; Apicomplexa; Aconoidasida; Haemosporida; Plasmodiidae. The transcript is spliced from 2 exons.